Molecule: messenger RNA, 1289 nt
Organism: Polychytrium aggregatum
Lineage: Eukaryota; Fungi; Chytridiomycota; Chytridiomycetes; Polychytriales
Product: peroxisomal membrane anchor protein conserved region-domain-containing protein
Exons: 3
Coding region: 97-1125 (342 amino acids)
Biological process (GO): protein import into peroxisome matrix, docking
Cellular component (GO): peroxisomal importomer complex; peroxisomal membrane
Molecular function (GO): signaling receptor binding
Source: RefSeq, a predicted model, not a curated record
CGCUCGUCCUUUCGGCGCCUAUCCUUGGCCCUCAUCGCUCUGCACCCGAGGCUUGCCUGCAGCUUCUCCUAUCCCGCCUAGCAGAACUCGCCGUCCAUGUCGUCAAACCGCUCCGAGUUGAUUCAGAGUGCCGUCCGCUUCCUGAGCGAUCCCAAGGUCCAGUCGAGCCCCCUCGACAAGAAGAUUGCGUUUCUCGAAAGCAAGGGCUUGACUUCCGAUGAGGUCCAGGAGGCCGUCCGGCUCUCGUCCCAAGGCACGAGCGCCCCCAGCACCACCGCCUCGGCUACCUCGCUUGUCCCGGCUGCUCCCGGUGCAGUGCCUGGAUUCACACCUCAUCCCGGAUAUGUCCAAAUGAUGGCGCCGCCUGCGCCCGUGACAACCUGGAAGGACUAUGCCCUGGCCACCUGUGCUAUUGUCGGCGUCGGAUACGGGCUGUCGCUGCUGGCAUCGAGAUACAUCUUGCCGUUCCUGCCGACACCCGACCACCCGGUCUUCAAAGACUCGGAAGAAACACAGAAGCUCGUCAAGGCCUCCAAUACCACGCUCCAGGCCAUCGAAUCCACCUCGGCUGAUCUGCUGCAGACGCUCGAGACCCACGCCAAGGAGAUCACCCAGAGCAUGGGCGAUCUGAACGUCUAUCUGGAGGCUCUCAAGCUGCAGGAGGAGAAGCGCGACGAAGAAAUCAAGACGAUCCGCGAGGAUCUGGACGGUCUCAAGAACAUGAUUCCGAUGAUGAUUGAAAAGAACCAACAGAACCAGGCCGGCAUCCUUGAGGACUUGCAGAGUGAGGUCAAAUCGCUGAAGAGUUUGUUGGUGACUCGCCGAGUGGUCUCCACAACCACCACCAGCCACAGCAGCCACCCCACGCCGUCUUUGGCGGCUGCAGACGAGCCCGCAGCGAACGGCAAGAGCGAGCCCAAGAUCGUCGCUGGCACCGGCGUGCUCAACGGAAUCAAGGCGGGCCUGCCCAGCCCGGCGUUUAUGUCGAUAUCCAAGCCCAGCAUUCCGUCGUGGCAGCUUCAGAGCGCAGCUGCGACCGAGACCGGUGCCGGAAAGCUGGAGGAGACCCAGGGAGCCCCUGCGACCGAGAAUGCGGACGACAAGCAGGAAAACGUCGAAGAGUAGCGAGCGAUGCGCUGUCAGUCGACAGGCAGUGCGUUGGCCCGAAGGCGGAUCGAGGAUGGCUCGGAAUCGAGAUGCAAACAAGUCUCGGCGGCUCGGCACUCGACAAUUGUAUAUAGUGGGAGCGUGCUGAAUACAGAUGCGUCGUGACCGAGACGUUUCCAACG